AUGUUUUUGGGUAUGGUGUUUUGCUUCUGGAACUCAUCACCGGGCAACGGGCCUAUGAUCGUGCUCGCCUUGACAAUCGUGAAAAGACUAUUGAAAGAUAAGAAUCUGGAGACACUGGUGGAUGAGGAAUUAGAAGGUAACUACGUGGACGAUGAAGUGGAAGAGUUGAUACAAAUAGCUCUAUUGUGCACACAAGUCAAACCAAUGGAGCGACCCAAGAUGUCAGAAGUUGUGAAAAUGCUCGAAGGUGAUGGUUUAGCGGAGAGGUGGGAGGAGUGGCACAAAGAGGAGAUCAUUUUGCAACACAAAGACAUCUACACUCAUAAUCUGAAUAUUGAUUGUGUUAUUGUGGAUUCAACUUAA
Messenger RNA from Lactuca virosa, 363 nucleotides. The record is from the annotation of a GenBank genome assembly. NCBI's taxonomy places the organism in Eukaryota, Viridiplantae, Streptophyta, Magnoliopsida, Asterales, Asteraceae.